CCCCAAGACUCAUUGCACAAACAUCUCAACACUAGCAAACAAACCUUAAAAAUCUCAUACUUUGCUCUUCUUUCUUUCUUUCUUUCUUGUUCUGAUUGCUGAGAAUGUCAGGGGUGUGGGUAUUCAGGAAUAACGGGGUGAUGAAGCUGGUGGAGAACCCGGGUGCGGAGGCUUUGGAAAGCGGAAGGCGGCGCAAGGUGCUGGUUCACACGGCAAGCAAUGAGGUGAUAACCUCCUAUGCGGUGCUGGAGCACAAGCUUUACUCACUUGGGUGGGAGCGUUACUAUGAUGACCCUGACCUGCUUCAGUUCCACAAACGCUCCACCGUGCACCUCAUCUCACUCCCAAGGGAUUUCAGCAGGUUCAAGUCCAUGCACAUGUUUGACAUCGUUGUCAAGAAUAAGAACUCCUUUGAAGUUAGGGACAUGUAGCUACCCCUGCUUCUGUGCCCUGCAGAUUGAAAUUGAACUCACUCUUCAUGAUGUCUUUGCUUCUUUGUGUGUUGAUUUGAUUUAGACUAGUGUGUGUGUCUCUGAUGGUGUCAUCAAUUAAUUUGAAGUGUGUGUUUUGUAGAUAAGUUUGGGUUUUCAUUGCUAUGUAUGUAGAGGGAGAGUGUGAUAGGUGCAUGGUUAAUGGUGUGUGAAGCUGACAAGUUUGUGUCAUUUGUGUGUGCAUGGUGCUGUAACCUUGUAAGUAUUUGUUGUCAUUCUAGUUUAAGUUGGGUUUUCCCAAACUUGGGUGUUAAAUAUAUUAUUGUGUUACUUUCAAUUUA
Molecule: messenger RNA, 772 nt
Organism: Lotus japonicus
Lineage: Eukaryota; Viridiplantae; Streptophyta; Magnoliopsida; Fabales; Fabaceae
Product: flowering-promoting factor 1-like protein 3
Exons: 1
Coding region: 105-431 (108 amino acids)
Biological process (GO): regulation of flower development
Source: RefSeq, a predicted model, not a curated record